UUAACAAAAGUCAAUUUUUAUAUAGGAUGAUCAACAGUUUUCUCGUAUCUCUUUAUUACAAUAUACAUUAUGAAAUUGAUUUAAUAGGUUUUUAUUUGAUUUGUUUAUAAAAAUAACCAACCGAUACAGACGGGAUCGAGGAAAAAGGUCAAUUUGAUGAGUCGCUCAGUAGCUCGUGAUAAGGGAUUCUCCCAUGUCUCUAUCUUUUUUUUUUCUGUCUAUCGAUAUUAUUUUAUCUCACGUACAUGUAUCUACAAUAAAAAAGAGAGAGAGAGAGAGAGAGCUUCACGAAGCUCUUCUUCUUCAUGGGAGCCUUAGAAAAGGUCAAGUUGGUUCGUGUGCAAGGUUGAAAGACAGACGUGUCGUCGUUUAGAAGCCACGUUGGCUCCUUGUUAUCAGGAUUCUACCAAUCAUAAGACGAGAAGUCUUUGUGAAUCGAGCAUAUCUUUCCACUAAAGCGCUACCGAUCUCAUUUAUAUCAGUAAUCAGUAAUCAGUAAUAAUCGUUCUAUCUUUUUAAGCGCAUGCUGCUUUCUUGAAAAGCAGCUGUUGUUCUCUUUAUUGUCGUUUAUUUUUUCAACUGAGUAGUAGUAUAGUCUUUACCAUUUAGCAAAUUACAGGUACGUUAAUAACAAUUUGUUAAUAGGAGGAUUAUUUAAUUAAAUAGAAAAGAAAGAGUUUUUUUUUAGAGUAUAUUAAUAAUAAUUGAUGUUCAAUAAUUAGGAUGUGGAUGUUGAUAAUUAGCGGACUUGAGAUGUUCGUUAGCGCUUAUGCUGUUGAUAAUAAAGUUGUAUCCGAUAAUAUUGACAAUAUGGAAGAAAAUCAGGGUGGUUUUCCUGAAGGAAAACUUCCUAGUCCUCAACAGCUGUUAGAGAUGCUUGACUCAAUGACCGGCAUUUCCGAGGAAGAAAAAAACAACUUAAGGGAAGAUUUGAUGAAGACUAUUGAAGGUCGUGGCGCGGAUUUUCAACAAAUGUCCGCUACUCGCGAUCUAACCGGUCAAACUCUCAUUUUGUUGUCAUUGCUUGCCAUCGUGGCUCUUAUUUUUGUAUUCUUCGUCUAUAAACUCUUCAAAUGCUUGAAGGAACGUGAGCAGAAAAAAGAAGAGAAAAAGAAGAACAAACAGUCGAAGAAGAAAAAGUAGCAUAUAGGCAAAUCUUUGAAUUUGAUGACUAAACAAGUCGACUGGAAUGAAUGAGUACAAAAAUUCUGCUUUCUAUUCGAAUCAAAAUGAUGAUUUAUAUAUACAAACAAAAAUAUAAUGUUACGAGUACGUUUACUUUUUACGAAUGAUCAUAUUUGGUCUUAACGUGUCAAAUGAUGAUCAAGUCAAUUGAAAUUUUAUUGUCAUUAUUAUGUUUUUUUUGUUUUUUUUCUAAAUAAAGUAAUAUAUUUAUG
Molecule: messenger RNA, 1397 nt
Organism: Polistes dominula (European paper wasp)
Lineage: Eukaryota; Metazoa; Arthropoda; Insecta; Hymenoptera; Vespidae
Source: RefSeq, a predicted model, not a curated record